Messenger RNA from Lachancea lanzarotensis, 1707 nucleotides. RefSeq names its product LALA0S16e00342g1_1 (gene CWC22). The transcript has a single exon. Bases 1 to 1707 code for a protein of 568 amino acids. The record is from RefSeq and is a predicted model, not a curated record. Gene Ontology annotation, cellular component: catalytic step 2 spliceosome. Lineage: Eukaryota; Fungi; Ascomycota; Saccharomycetes; Saccharomycetales; Saccharomycetaceae. Gene Ontology annotation, biological process: mRNA splicing, via spliceosome. Gene Ontology annotation, molecular function: protein binding; RNA binding.
AUGAGUACACAAGAUAAAACUGAAGAGGUGCUCCAAAAGGAAAAUUGGGAGCGUAUCGCGAGCCAUAUAAACUUUGUUGUUGAGAAACUUGACGGUGAUUCAGUUUUGGACUCUUUUCAAUCCCUUUUUGCCGUUAACUUAGUGUAUGGGGACCGCUUGCUAGUAGACGCUCUGAGCCGCAAAGCAGUCGAGAACAGCCAUUCUAUCGCAAAAAUCGCGGCGUUAGUGGGCUUGAUUUCUUCUCGGAUUCGGUCUGUGGGCUCUUUGCUGGUUGAGGACACGGUACUGAGGUUUUUAACCGCUUUCAGGGCAAACAAUGCACGAACAUGUUAUGCAAGUGCAAGGCUUUUGUCGCAAUUAUUCAACUAUGGAGCUGCACACGAAAUUGUAGUGCUGCAAGUUCUUCAUUUGCUAACUGAACAUAUCAAUCCGCAUUCCGUCCGUUUGACCAUGGAAAUCCUGCGUCAGUGUGGACGUGAUCUGUUAGCAGUGGCGAAAAGUGCACACGAUCUUGUGUACGAAGGACUGCGUACAUAUUUUCAGGACUCUAAGACCAGCUAUGAGCUACGCCGAGAAUUCGAGGCUCUUUUUGAGCUUCGCAAGAGGGAAUAUAGCGGUGUGCUGCCGAAAAUUCAAUUGCCAUCAUACGAGCCCCAGAGACACGUUUAUAUGAUUGAUUUUGAAGAGAGUCAGUCAGUGCCAGAGAGGGAUCCACAAAAGUUUGUAUUCGACUCGAAUUACGACGCGAAGGAAGAAGCAUUCGAGUCAAUCCGGUCAGAAAUACAUUUCUCCGAGCAACCGAAAGAGAAAUUCUCUGAAGUCGUUAAAAUAGAGGACAAGACGCAAUCAGAUAACCUUGAGUUUAAGAAGAAAAUCUACUUGACUCUUAAAGGCUCCUUGUCGGGCGAUGAAGCUGCGCAUAAGUUGCUCAAAAUCCGGGUUGCUGACCGAAAUAAAAAGAUUCUUGUUGACACACUGAUUAUGGCCUGUUCGCAAGAAACGACUUAUUCUAAGUUUUAUGGUGUAACGGCUGAAAGACUUUGUUCAAGCCAUAAAAGCUGGAAACUCGCCUUCGCUCAAUCAUUCAAGGAAAAUUACAACGACAUGGACACCUUUCAGGCCACUCAAGUAAGGAACAUGGGGAAGCUUUGGGGCCACAUAUUGGCUUCUGAUUAUGUCGGGAUGGACGUGCUUGGGGCUGUUCAUAUGAACGCGAUUGAAACCACGCCUGCCGGGAGGGUCUUUUUGAAGUUUAUGCUGCAAGAGUUGGUUCUUGAUCUUGGGAUAGCUGAGCUGAAAUGUCGACUAGAAGAACCCUGGGUUCAACCUUUUUUGAAAGAGCUUUUCCCCGUUGAUGAUGUGGAGAAAACAAGAUUUUCCAUCAACUUUUUUACGGCUAUAGGGCUGGGGCCCUUAACAGAAGUGAUGCGCCAAACACUCGAAAGUGAAAAACUAACAAUACAGGACCAGAACUCAAAGCCGUAUAAUGAGGAAUUUGACGAAGCUGAUGAGUCAGACGGGGGCAACGAGGAUCAGACCGCUAGAACGUGGGAAAAGUUUAAUCGCAGGCGCAGGGCAAGGAUUUUGGAAGUGAAAGAUAACAGCGAGCGGGGCGAUUCUCGUCUACGAUCUCGAACACCGCCAAGACGAAGAAGAUCAAGGACACCUACGAGGCGAAGAUCGCGAUCGCCACCCAUGAGCCGCUAA